GGGCCGGGGCGGGGCCGGGGCGGGGCGGGCAGGGCCGGGAGCGCCGGAGCCGCCGGAGCCGCCGGAGCCGCCAGAGCCUCCGCCCGUCAUGGAGCCCAACAGCCCCCGCAAGAUCCAGUUCACGGUGCCGCUGCUGGAGCCGCAUCUGGACCCGGAGGCGGCCGAGCAGAUCCGAAGGCGCCGACCGACUCCGGCCAACCUGGUCCUGAGCAGCGAUCAGUCGUCCCCAGAAAUCGAUGAGGACCGGCUGCCCAACCCCCUGCUGAAGUCGGGUCUGGCCAUGUCACCCAGGCAGAGGAAGAAGGUUUCCCGCACCACCCCCACCAUGAAAGAGCUGCAGAUGAUGGUGGAGCAUCACCUGUGCAAGCAGGCGCAGGACGAGGACGAGGAGGCGGCCGCUGCCACCGCCUGCUGCCACCACGGUGACACCGAGCACAGCCACAGCCCCGGUGGCACCUGCCCGCUGGCCACACACGAGGGUGGCCCUGGCCCCGGCCAGCGGACCCAUGGGGACGGGCGGCAGAGCCCGGGGGACGGGGACACCCAUAUAGCACCGAGGGACAGUGCCGGGCAGGGCGCGGGCAGCAGCCAGUAGGGCCACCGCAGCACCGAGGCCGCGCAGGAGCCGGACGUCCCGGGGACUUUUUUACCUGUUUUCUAAGAUUCUGCCGCCGCUUUGGGGCUCCCGGAGGGUUAUUUUUUACUGCCACGGGCAGGUCCCCCCCCGGGGGGGACUUUGGGGACAGCGGCUGUGCCCAUGUCCCCUCACCCCCCCGCGGCCCAGGGCGGGUGACACUGGCGACACCGCGCAGCACCUCCUGGUGUCCCCGCCCCCCCGCCGCAUCACUGCCAGCCCCAGGGUGUCCCCAGGGCCACCGCACUGUCGCCCCCCCCCCCCGCCCUGGGGAGCCGCACCCCAGUGCGUACACGCGUGUGCACGCACACGGGUUCUUGUGCACGCGUGUGUUGGGGGGGCGGGGGGGUGUGCACAUGCAUGUACCUGGGGCUGAGCGGGGGGACACACAGACACACGCACCCCAGGGUGUUUGCACCCACGGACACGGGGGGGACACACUUUGCACGUGGGAUUCGCAUGGACGCAGCGCACGUGUGACACGUGGGGGGCGCAGGGACCCCCCCCCCCCCUCAGUUGGUAUUAAAGGGAUCCCUUCUCCCCCC
Molecule: messenger RNA, 1179 nt
Organism: Columba livia (rock pigeon)
Lineage: Eukaryota; Metazoa; Chordata; Aves; Columbiformes; Columbidae
Gene: PPP1R1A
Product: protein phosphatase 1 regulatory inhibitor subunit 1A
Exons: 7
Coding region: 89-595 (168 amino acids)
Biological process (GO): intracellular signal transduction
Cellular component (GO): cytoplasm
Molecular function (GO): protein phosphatase inhibitor activity
Source: RefSeq, a predicted model, not a curated record